Molecule: messenger RNA, 3268 nt
Organism: Haplochromis burtoni (Burton's mouthbrooder)
Lineage: Eukaryota; Metazoa; Chordata; Actinopteri; Cichliformes; Cichlidae
Product: claudin-18
Exons: 5
Coding region: 259-1026 (255 amino acids)
Biological process (GO): bicellular tight junction assembly; cell adhesion
Cellular component (GO): bicellular tight junction; plasma membrane
Molecular function (GO): structural molecule activity
Source: RefSeq, a predicted model, not a curated record
UUUCAAAGACCAUUUACACAAACUCACAAACAGACUUCCAACCCUCUACACGACGAACACUCCUUACCAACAUUAAUCGACACUGAUACUGAUACGCUCCACCCAAAUCUGUACAUAAGUGCAAACACGCGGGGUUACUGGUAAAGUCCUUUUAGACUUCAUACUGGACGAUAUCAUAUUCAAACACAGCUGCAGUGCUGAGGAAAGGCUGAGCUGAGAGCACUUGACGGUUUCCAGCGGCAGAAAGAAGACGGCAACAUGGCGGCCACGUUGUGUCAGGGUUUAGGCUUCGUUUUGAGUUUGAUAGGAAUAGCGGGAAUAAUCGCCGCGACGGGGAUGGACCAGUGGGCCACACAAGACCUCUUUGACAACGUCGUGACAGCCGUGUACUCGUACUCGGGCCUGUGGAGGUCCUGUGUUAGGCAGAGCUCCGGCUUCACAGAGUGUCGACCAUACUUCACCAUCCUCGGCCUGCCAGCUCUGCUCCAAGCCGUCCGAGCCUUGAUGAUUGUUGGGAUUGUCCUUGGCGCUAUCGGCUUACUGAUCGCCAUAUUCUCGCUGAAGUGCUUGAAAAUGGGGAACAUGGAGGACAACUUGAAAGCCACCAUGACUCUGUCGGCUGGGAUCAUGCUUCUCCUUGCAGGUGUCUGUGGGAUUGCUGGGGUGUCAGCCUUUGCUAAUUUGAUUGUACAAAGUUUUCAGUUCACUACAUUUGCCAGUGGAUUCAGCAGUACAGGCAAUGUUGGUGGACUAACGGGAGCUCUGACGCCAAGGUAUACUUUUGGCCCUGCACUUUUCGUGGGUUGGAUCGGUGGCGCUAUCUUGUUCAUCGGUGGCAUCUUGAUGUGCCUGGCCUGCCGUGCAAUGACACCAGAGAAACACCGGUAUGAUGGGAUGGCCUACAAAGCUGCCUCCCAGAACACGAUGUACAGGCCUGACACCAGAUCCCGGCCCGUCUACAACGACUCCUACAAAGCUCAGAGUACGGAUGAAAGGCAGACAAACCAGAGGUUUGACUACGUGUAGAACCAUGUCUGUUUUAAUAGGCUCUGUGAUAACUUUUCUACAUUCAGCAUUCAUUUUUUAUUUCUCUCUACUUUAAUUUGGAAGACCGGUUUCAGGCCUAAUUUCAUGUUACUUUUUCAAAUGUAAUCACAAUUAUAAAGUCUGUGCUGUAUAUUUUGUAUGUGUGUCUGUGUUAAAUAAAAGGUGAUUCUUACCUGUUCUGACACUAAAUUCAGUAGCACAACACAUAACGCAUAUAUUAAACUCAGUGGAGGAAUGUGCAAAUGUAAUGUUUGACAGGGAUAAAAAAUAAAAAUUAAAACAAAGGGAUAUUUGCACAGGUUCUUGUGAAAUCUACCCAAUAGGGAAGCACUAAGAUGCAAUACGACAACUACUACUACCUACUGCUCCCACAGAAAUUAAGAGGCUAAGAAGCAUCCAUAUGCUAAUUAAAUGUACUUGAUUUACUGAUUAUCAGCAAGUGUGAGCGCCUCUACAAAAGCAGAGGUUUUGGCAGUUUGCUGCUCUCGAGCUGUCGGACGUGUGUUGACAUAAUGUCCCUGCAAAUUCACCUCAAGGUCAGAUUGUACAGUGCUCAGAGAUGUUGGAAAACUCCAGCAGCUACAUCUCAGAAUCCACAGUCUUUAGUUAUUAUGUAAAUGUUAAAGUUCAUGACAGUUAAAUUAGAAAAACACUGAACAAGUAUGGCUCUUCCAAGCAGAGGUGUUCAUACAUCCGUCAGCACGGUGUGUGAAGGGUGAUGAGUUGUUGUGAAAUUCUUCCACAACAACGUGAGACUGACUCAUACAGAAAAUCAUUCAAGUUACUGAAUCAUGAGGUGGAGUUUAGUUUUUCACAGGAACAGAGUCUUGCGAAAACGUUCUUUUUCACAUGACCCACCUCUUGUUUUAAAUGCUCCAAAGUUUUUUUUAACAGUUUUGUUUGUGAUAUUAUGUCAGUAACGUAUCUUCUACUUACUUGGAUGAAGGUCUGUUUCCAGGUUGGGGCUUUCCAGUCAAAGUCUUAAUAGACAAACCUUUGCUAUGCCUUUCAAGGAAUUUAGACACACAUCAGCUCAGUGGAACCACUGUUAAAUUGUAUCUGAGAGCCUCUUUAAGUGAACCUUUCUUUUCUUUACAAAGUCUUACAGAGUCUCUUUAUGGACCCUUCCUUAACAUCAUACUAUUUUUUUCAAAAUGCAGCUGCUGUUGCCAGCUAGCUUAGUCAACGUUAGCAUUAGCAAAUUAGCAUUAGCUUGCUAAUGCAUCCCCAUUUUGAACUGGAGUGGAAAAGAUAACAUGUUUGCCACAUUAACCUGAUACUUUAAUAAAUAAACAAAUAAUAAAUAAAUAAAAAUAGCAAAUGUCAUCUAAUUCUUGCCUAACUGACCAAAAGUUGUUGUUGGUACUAUUGGUUAAAUGGAAUUAAAGUUUAUUUUAUGAAUGUAUUUUUUUUUAAUGUGCAUUCAUACAUGCAGCAAAGUCAUACCUGCUCUAACAUGACUAACCUUAAGGCCUUUUAUCCAACUAAAACUACUGUUUUAGGGAUUAUUUUACAACCUAUAAAAAUACAAUGGCUUUGUUUUUACAGAGGCUAAUAUAGCUUCUGGGUCUGAAAAGUAAAACAAAUGCAAAUGUAUUUUGAAGGGGCCACUCUUCUGGUUGCAAAAAGAAAUAAUCUCAGUCAGAAUCUGAUAGACAACUCAGCAAGUGUUAUAAAAUAUCAAGAUCUGCUACUGUUUUCCAGACAGGACUUUAUUAGCCAGAGCUCCCUCCUCACCAUACAGUCUAUGAGCCAUAUAUACUGAAGUGUUUACUUUCUAGGACAUUGGUUAUGUUCUAAUGGUGCAGCGACAUUUAGUAGGUUUGUACAGUUUGAAACUAACCAGUGGAAAAUGAGUGUGAAGAGGCUUGUGAAAUGUACAUAUAAUGUAGUAAUUAAUUUAGGGACAGCUGAUUUUUCAUAACACUGCACCAUAGUUUUGACACUCUUAUACUUUGAAAGUUUUAACAUGAUUAAAUUUUCUGCACUUUGUAAAAUGUGUACUUGAAAGAAAUCUUGAGAAAAAUGAAAUUACAUUUAUCAAAAGCCAAAACAGUUUAUUUCUGCUUUCAUACAAGUCAUGCUCCAACCAUCUGAAACAACACUCAUAUUGAUUAUUGUGUUGUUUAUCCUAUUAGCGUUAUCAAAACAAGUGGUCAUCAGUUACAUGUUAUCUCUUGCCCUGCAGCGCCCAAUGAUAAAUAAAAUUACUUCCACAUUG